Molecule: messenger RNA, 1233 nt
Organism: Habropoda laboriosa
Lineage: Eukaryota; Metazoa; Arthropoda; Insecta; Hymenoptera; Apidae
Gene: Acat1
Product: acetyl-CoA acetyltransferase, mitochondrial
Exons: 8
Coding region: 10-1233 (407 amino acids)
Biological process (GO): fatty acid beta-oxidation
Molecular function (GO): acetyl-CoA C-acetyltransferase activity
Source: RefSeq, a predicted model, not a curated record
UUAAAGAACAUGAACAAGAUGUCUCUGAUCAUUUUGAGAUCAUAUAGCUGUAAGGUAAAAUUAAACGAUGUGGUUAUAGUUAGUGCAACUAGAACACCGAUAGGAUCAUUCCUUGGUGGGUUAUCAAGCUUAUCUGCACCAAAACUUGGAGCUGUAGCUAUACAAGCAGCAAUUGAACGUGCUGGAAUUUCUAAGGAAAAAGUUGCAGAAGUAUAUAUGGGAAAUGUUUGUCAAGCUUCUUUGGGUCAAGCACCAGCAAGACAAGCUACAUUAUUUGCAGGUCUCCCUGUAUCAACAAUAUGUACAACAAUUAAUAAAGUUUGUGCUAGUGGCAUGAAAAGUAUUAUGCUUGCUUCUCAGUUGCUACAAUGUGGACAGCAAGAGAUUGUUCUUGCUGGUGGUAUGGAAUCAAUGUCUAAUGUACCAUUUUAUCUCUCACGAGGAGAAACUAAAUAUGGUGGAAUGAAACUUGAGGAUGGUAUUGUGUUUGAUGGUUUGACUGAUGUUUAUAAUAAAUUUCAUAUGGGAAAUUGUGCAGAAAAUACUGCAAAAAAGUUACAAAUUACACGCGAUGAGCAAGAUGAAUAUGCUAUUAACAGUUACAAACGCAGUGCUACAGCAUAUGAGAAUAAUGUAUUUCAAGAUGAACUUGUUUCUGUUUCUGUACCUAAAAAAAAAGGCAAUCCUGAUGUAAUAUUUAAUGAAGAUGAGGAGUAUAAGAAAGUGAAUUUUGCUAAAUUUACUAAACUGAAUACAGUUUUUCAGAAGGAGAAUGGUACAGUAACUGCUGGGAAUGCAUCUACUUUAAACGAUGGUGCUGCUGCUUUAAUCUUGACAACUGCAAAUGUUGCUGAGAAAAUGAAUCUGAAACCUUUAGCACGAAUUAUCGCAUUUCAGGAUGCUGCAACUGAUCCCAUUGAUUUUCCUAUAGCACCAUCUUUUGGUAUUCCUAAAUUAUUACAAAAUGCUGGGGUUAAUAAGAACGAUAUAUCUCUAUGGGAAAUUAACGAAGCUUUCAGUGUAGUUGUAGUUGCAAAUCAAAAAUUACUCGAAAUUGAUCCUAGCAAAGUAAAUGUUCAUGGUGGAGCUGUGUCUCUUGGUCAUCCCAUUGGUAUGUCUGGAGCACGCAUUGUGGUACAUUUAGCACAUGCUUUAAAAGCUGGACAAAAAGGUGUUGCAUCUAUUUGCAAUGGCGGCGGUGGGUCUUCUUCAAUUUUAAUUGAAAAAUUGUAA